UUCUAAAUCUGGUGAUAAUGCAGAGGACCAGCGAAUACGUGAACUACACAGCAAAAUUGAAGAAAAUUCUGUACUCUUGAAACUUCAACCUUUUCGAAUUUGUCAGCAGCAGACCAAUUUUAAGAUGGCAAAUCUUCAUACUAUUUCAGAAGACUCACAGUUCAAACCCAAACUUGAUAGUGCCGGACAAAAGCUGGUCGUCGUUGAUUUCAACGCGUCAUGGUGUCAACCUUGUCGUACCAUAGCUCCUGUCUUUGCCCAAUUGGCUACUGCUCAUCCCAAUGCAGUAUUCCUUAAGGUGGAUGUCGAUGUGUGUAAGCAAACUGCACAGAAGUACAACGUCACCUCCAUGCCAACAUUCAUCUUCCUGAAGGGUGGGGUUAAGAUCGAUGAUGUGAAAGGAGCGAAUGCACCAGGGCUGACACAGAAGAUCAAACAACACUAUGUCAGUGGGGAUGAUGAUGAUGAAGAAGGAUCGGGAGUACCAGGAUAUAUUGAGCUAAAUGGCAUGAUAGAUAAACAACAAACAGAGUGCCUCAAUGAGAGUGAUGAUCAUCGCCUGGAAGCAUGCCUCAAGAAAGGAGAUAGUUACUUAGAAUCAGACUGUGAUGAGCAGCUCAUAAUUACGAUGUCCUUCCAGCAAAAUAUGAAACUCCAUUCCUUGAAAGUUUUGGGUCCAACCAAAAAUGGGCCAAAGGUCAUUAAACUGUUCAUCAACCAGCCUCAAACGUUAAGCUUUGAUGCAGCAGAGCGGAUGGAGGCUGUACAAGAGCUUACAGUGACACCAGAACAGCUGGCAGGUGAAAUAAUUCCACUGAGAUUUGUGAAGUUUCAGAAUGUACAGAAUGUAACUAUCUUUGUAAUGAAUAACCAAGAUGAUGAGGAGACAACAACUAUACAGUACAUUAGCUUCAUAGGAACACAAGUCAACACCACCAACAUGAACGAGUUCAAGAGAGUGGCAGGCAAGAAAGGAGAGAGUCACUGACACAAGAUAGUCCUAUCUUCUGAGAAGACCCCCUGUAGAUGUUACAUACCUUUCAUGUUUUAUUUAUAUUGGAGAGAUAACUUGUUCGUUUGGAGCCAGAGGGCAUCAACUUAUAUACUUUUAAAUCAGAGUUAAUGCCCUUUUGGCUCCGAACAGACAUUGUGUUCAGCCACAAAAACAUGGGUUUGGUGGAAUCUGAGAGAGAUUUAUGAAUGAAGUUUCUCUCUGUGGUGUUUAUAUCUCGAUACAUGUACAAAAUUGUUAACCAACACUUAUAAAUGGUUUUGUUUUGUGAAAUUACAUUGUAAAAGAAGAA
Strongylocentrotus purpuratus (purple sea urchin) is the source of this 1304-nucleotide messenger RNA. RefSeq names its product thioredoxin-like protein 1 (gene txnl1). The coding region runs from base 125 to 988 and encodes 287 amino acids. The transcript has 8 exons. The record is from RefSeq and is a predicted model, not a curated record. Lineage: Eukaryota; Metazoa; Echinodermata; Echinoidea; Camarodonta; Strongylocentrotidae.